Ambispora leptoticha is the source of this 474-nucleotide messenger RNA. The record is from the annotation of a GenBank genome assembly. NCBI's taxonomy places the organism in Eukaryota, Fungi, Glomeromycota, Glomeromycetes, Archaeosporales, Ambisporaceae.
AUGCCUUACGGAAAAUCUUUUUCAGGUGGAAUCUCUAUUCUUCAUCAAGGAACUAUUCCAAUCCCUAAUCAAUGUUUAGGUUGUUUGUGUGCCGGAGGAAGUCAUGGCAAAAGCGACUAUGAUUUCAGUUUUGUUUUUAACUUAACUGUCGGAGGAAUUAUUCAUUUAAAAACUCGUGGUAGUGAAGCUAAAUUAGCUACUUCUCAAGAAAUAGAUCAAGAAGAAUUAGAAAUUCAAGAGGGAGAAAAUGAAAUAAUCGAAGAAAAUGAAUUAGAUACUGAAAAAGUAGAAAAAGAAACUGGCGAAGGUGGCAUUGGCGAAAAAGUAAGUCAUGAAAAAGAUUUAAACGAUGCGGGAAUUGCAUUAUUAGAAAAAUUGAAAGAAAAAUAUCCAGAACUUUAUAGAGAACUAUUGGAGAAACGCGAACAAGAAAAUGAAAAUGAAGGAGAGGGCGAAGACGAAACAGAACAAUAG